AUGAAACUGGAAGAAAUGGCUGAGCAGAAUUAUACUACAGUGACUGAGUUCGUUCUUCUUGGCUUCACAGCUCAUGAACACACACAGGUAGUCCUCUUUGUGCUCUUCCUAGCCAUCUACGCAGCUACAGUGGUGGGGAACAUCGGCCUCAUCAUAGUAAUCUGGAUGAGUCCCAGCCUUCACAGCCCCAUGUACUUUUUCCUCAACCACUUGGCCUUCCUAGACCUCAGUUAUUCCUCCACCAUUACCCCCAAGAUGCUGGUCAAUUUCAUAGUCAAGAGGAAGACCAUUACAUUUGGAGGAUGCAUCGCACAAAUGUAUCUCUUCGCUUCCUUUGCAGAUGUGGAGUGCCUCCUGCUGGCUGCCAUGGCGUACGACCGCUACAUGGCCAUUUGUCACCCACUGCCCUACCCAGCCUUCCUCUCCCACAAGAGGUGCAUCUGUCUGGUAACAGGCUGCUAUCUCACAGGCAGCAUGAGCUCUUUGGUGCACACUAGUUUAACAUUACACCUUUCCUUCUGCAGUUCCAAUGCCAUCAACCAUUUCUUCUGUGACAUCCCUCCCCUGUUAGCCCUCUCCUGCUCCAGCACCCACAUCAAUGAAGUCCUUCUCUUCACCCUGUGUGGUUUUAUCCAAUCAAGCACUUUCUUGUUUAUCCUUAUUUCCUAUGCCUGUAUCCUUUCUACCACUUUGAGGAUCUGCUCUGCAGAAGGCCGCUACAAAGCCUUUUCCACUUGCACAUCCCAUUUGAUGGCCGUUGCCCUUUACUAUGGCACCCUCCUUUUCAUGUACGUACGUCCUAGUUCCAGUUACGCCCUGGAUACAGACAAAAUCAUCUCUGUUUUUUAUACUGUGGUUUUUCCCAUGGUGAACCCCUUGAUCUACAGCCUGAGGAACAGAGAAGUAAAGGAUGCACUCAGGAGACUCAUCAUAACCAGGAACUGA
Varanus komodoensis (Komodo dragon) is the source of this 945-nucleotide messenger RNA. Its product is annotated as olfactory receptor 5AS1-like. Lineage: Eukaryota; Metazoa; Chordata; Lepidosauria; Squamata; Varanidae. The transcript has 2 exons. The record is from RefSeq and is a predicted model, not a curated record. Bases 1 to 945 code for a protein of 314 amino acids. Gene Ontology annotation, molecular function: odorant binding; G protein-coupled receptor activity; olfactory receptor activity. Gene Ontology annotation, biological process: G protein-coupled receptor signaling pathway; sensory perception of smell. Gene Ontology annotation, cellular component: membrane.